AUGUUGAUAAAAGACAAUGAUUCUAACGAUGUGGCAACGAAAAGGGAGCCAUUAGAGGAAGAACUUGAAGAAAUUAAGGAAUAUCAUUUCCAUGUAUAUUUCUUUCAGAAUAAUAAAAAAGAUUGUGAAGCCGCAAUUGCAUUACGUGAAAAGAUACUCGAAUUAACCAAGAAAGGGUUCUUUCAUCCUGUUCCUUUUCAUAGAGUUAAUUACCAACCUAUGGGGUCAUAUGAAGUUUGGUGUCCAAAAGAACACUUUUCACGAGUUUACUCGUGGUUCCUUCUUCAUCGUGGAGAUCUUUCUAUACUCAUUCAUCCAUUGACCAAAGAGCAAGUUAAGGAUCAUACGUCUCGAAGUGCUUGGAUUGGACCAUCUAUUCCGUUAGAUGUUGAAAAGCUCCCACCGAUUUUAAAAAAGACUCCUUUACAAUAUCCAGAGUUGGGGUUAGGUUAUUCAGCUCCCACUGAUUAUUUAGAUUCCAAUGAAUAUGCAGUCUUCGAGGAUGACUUAGCUUCCAAUAAUGAUUAA
This is a messenger RNA of Cetraspora pellucida, 528 nucleotides long. Lineage: Eukaryota; Fungi; Glomeromycota; Glomeromycetes; Diversisporales; Gigasporaceae. The record is from the annotation of a GenBank genome assembly.